GGGCAUCGUGAAUCUUGAACCUUAAACCGCCCGAAAAGCUUCUAGAACUACCAGGUACAUAACCUUACUAGUGUUCUAUAUAGUCUAGCCUCGGUCAGCCUGACAGAUCUGGCCUUGUUACUGAUACCUAGCCUUGCAAGAAGCUGCCCAACAAUUUAAGUUAAGAACGUCAGUUCUAUUGCACCAACUUGGGGAUUUCUUCACACAAGUUAUCUUAAACAUUCCAUACGCAUCUUCACAAGAUGGCGCCUUUGAUACCGUCUGCAAAAUUGACCUUGCCUUAUCCAUUAUAUGCUUGCGACUUUGAUCCGGUAGAUUCCACACGGCUAGUAGUUGGUGGGGGCGGAGGUGCAGGAAGAUCAGGUGUGGAAAAUAAGAUCACCCUUUUGGACACUUCAAGUCCGAACGAGCUUGUUGAAGUCGCCGAUCUAGACCUGAGUAAGGAAGAAGACAAUGUCGCCAGUCUUGCAGUCGGCCAAACUCAAGGAGAUACAACCGUGGUAUUCGCAGGAGUGAAUUCUAGUCCGGCGGACUUAGCCAAAGGGACGAAUGCGCACUUUCGAGUUAUUGGAAUAAGCCCAGUUUCAAAGGGCAAGGGCAAGACUACAGAGCCUGUUGCGAUAACGAGUAAAAUAUCCGAGGUGUUGAGAUGUCCAUUGUUUACCAAUGUCGAGAGGGAUUUAUACCAAAGGGUCAUUCGAUUAUCACGACCUUAUGCAGGACAAGCUCAAUGGGGUGCGAUUGCGACUGGGUUUGCGAAAGAUUCUGAAAUAGUGCUUUUCCAACCUGCGCAGAAUGGACCACCUACUUCAAGGAGUGCUGUAAAGUUGGCGAAGGAAGUUGUUGACAUGGAUUUCAUACAAACUGGAAAAGACGAUUAUCUCUUCGCAUACGCCGAUGAACAAGACAUAUACGUCAAAAAGCUUGGCUCAAUAGAUGAUGGGGCAGAACCUGAGUGUGUGUAUAUUACACCUGCUUCAAGAAGCGGGGAGCCAGUUACGAUACCGUCUUUCAGAUCGAUCAGAUGGCUAACAAAGGAUUUCAUCAUCAUGCUCACGAAUAUCCAUAGCCAAGGAGGUGUAGUACUGCAGAUUUUCAGAUUGCCACCCAGUGGUAAAGGACAGUGCAGAAUCGCGCAAUCCCACAGACUUCCAUCCAGUGUAAAGAAGGCUACUGGACUCGCAGUUGUCAACCUCACACCACCACCAACUGCCGAUGGAGAGCAAGGCUACACCCAAUUCGUGAUUGCUGUCGCUGGCCACGACAUUUCCAUUUCUCUCUUCAAGGUUGAUCUCCAACACGAAGCAAACAACUACCUCGUCACACCUAUCAAACCCUUCCGAAAAUUCAAGAAUGUUCACCCUGGAGUGAUCACAGGAAUUACAUUCUCAACUUUUACACCACCCACACAAUCUGUUACUGCAAGCACUCCUCCUCAGCACCUCAAGCUCGCUAGUACAGGUAUCAGCAAUACGGUCAUCGUCCACACCCUCCCCCUAUUUCCCGUUCCUCUAUCCGUAAAAAGAGGUCAAUCAAGCAUACCUCGCUACGUCGUCGCUCUCCCUUCAAGUAAAGCAGUUUACUCUUUUGGAAUUAUCGUCUCCAUGCUAUUAGCGUUGUUUGCAGCAAUCCUAACGCAAAGUGUUUUGGAGAUUAGGGGGGUUGUGGAACCUCAUUUGGGCGCCGCAAAGUAUUUACCAGUACCUUUACAGGAGGCAAUUGGAAAGCCAUACACGUUUCCAUCUAACUAUCACGCGCUCAAUACACACACACCCAGCGCUUUGACCUCCACAAUCCCGUCGGAUUCACCCUCCUCCUCCACCCCGGACUUCUUCGCGUCCCUCCGCUCUCCCUCUCCUAAUUCUGCUCCUCCCAAAAUCUACCUUCACCACGGGCCUCCUGUCCCAGACAUUGAAAACCAAGACAUAUCCCCCGAUAUUACGUCGCCAGAACUUUCUUCAUCUAUAAAAGCAGUUUUCCAUGAUGAAGAAAAACAUGAAGGGAAAUCAUGGGACGAAUUGACGGCUCCGCAAAAAGAAAAUUGGAAGAGGAAAUUGAAGGAUGCGGGACAUUGGGCUGAAGAAAUGGGAGAGAAGGUUUUCAAGGGGGUGGUUUUUGGUGAAUUGGGAGGUCUGGUGGGAGCGGCUGUUGUGCAGGCCGCGAGAUAGGAGAAGUUUUCAAGAAGGGGCGAUUACGAGAAGUGAAAACUGGAAGAAGCGAAGGAUAAAGGAUUGGAGAUAGGUUGGAAAGGCGUUGUAUAAUAGUUCCGUGCUAUAUUGGAUGUGACUGGUGGAAUUGUGAGCAAUUUCUUACUUUUCUUGUUUGUUCAAUGGGGUUUGUGGUGUGUCGUGGGCGCGGUUACCUAGAUGAUAUGAGAUACGGUAGAUGGGAUGGAUGUAAACUACGAGACACAUAUAUUUCAUUUCUCUCAUAUUUAAUAAUAACUACACACGAAAACUUCCCGAGUGAGA
Molecule: messenger RNA, 2471 nt
Organism: Botrytis cinerea B05.10
Lineage: Eukaryota; Fungi; Ascomycota; Leotiomycetes; Helotiales; Sclerotiniaceae
Exons: 2
Coding region: 243-2168 (641 amino acids)
Biological process (GO): protein secretion
Cellular component (GO): endoplasmic reticulum membrane
Molecular function (GO): GTPase activator activity; protein binding; guanyl-nucleotide exchange factor activity
Source: RefSeq, a predicted model, not a curated record